Messenger RNA from Ruditapes philippinarum (Manila clam), 1631 nucleotides. RefSeq lists its product as uncharacterized. The coding region runs from base 145 to 1608 and encodes 487 amino acids. The record is from RefSeq and is a predicted model, not a curated record. NCBI's taxonomy places the organism in Eukaryota, Metazoa, Mollusca, Bivalvia, Venerida, Veneridae. The transcript has 9 exons.
UGCAAAAUUAGUUAAAUAUCGUCUUACCGGACGGAAAGAUCGUGUGAGGGCACUAGUCUUAUCUUACAGAUCAUAGUGUCGGUUUCCGACUACAGGAGUGCGUGUAGUUGUGCUGGUGUAGUGUGCAGAAUAAGCACGGUCAAGAUGAUGUAUAUUGUACUAGUGAUUUUUGCUGUGACCUUACUUAAGCAUGCGGAUGCAUCAGUGAGGUGUUUUGAAUGUGCGGACAUGCCUCAUCCUCAGGAUUGCCAAGUAAUUACCACGUGUUCAUCUCACGAGAUUUGCUUCGUUGAACAGUUUGUCACGAGCGGCGGGCAAAUAUUGUACAGUUCCGGUUGCCUCUCAAAGGAGAGAUGUCAAACCAGUGGCAAACGUUCAGCAAUAUCGAACAUUGCAAAUAUCCGUAAGUCCUACCCGAUCAGUAACGCACUGUCAGCACCGCCACGUAACAGUCUGUCUAGACGACAAGACACGGGAUCAAAGACGGACAUUCCAACAUGUGUUGAGUGUUGUAACGGAGAGUUUUGUAACGUGGAGGGAUGUGGAACAACAGCGGUUCCAAGAGCGAAACGAGGUCCAAGAUGCUUUUCUUGUGAUGCGCAGGCCGACCAAGAAUCGUGCAGAGAUACUAUGCUAUGUGAUUCUGAGCAGGUUUGUGCUAUUUUCAUUCCUCUGAACAGUUUAGCACAAAACGAAUGGGCGUCUGACUGUAUGUCGGAAAGGCAAUGUAACACGAUAGUUAAUUUAGAGAUGCAGAAGUUAGGUAUUGCUAUUGGUAGACGUGAUCUGAUAACAACAAACCUGUGUCCAAGAUGUUGUACUACAGAUUUCUGUAACCACAGUUGUCGCCAAAACGUUACCGUCACACACGCUACAGCUGUACCAACAAAACCUUCAACUAAACCUACGACUAAACUAGUUGUGAAAUACCCUAUACAUCAUUCGACACAGAAUGUGCACGUUACACCAAAACCAACAGUUGCUCAUGCGCAUCAUACUACAAAAUCAAUAGCUGCACAUGGGCAUCACACUACAAAAUCAACAGCUGCACAUGCGCAUCACAUUACAAAAUCAACAGCUGCACAUGCGCAUCACACUACAAAAUCAACAGCUGCACAUAGACAUCACACAACGAAAUCCCAAACCACCGCAGCAAAAGUCAUCAUCACGCAAACGACGCAUCCUUUACCUACCACAGACCCCGCCGUCGGAUGUAAGGUCGAUGGUUACAUUUACGAUGCACCAACAAAACUGUGCCUGAAAUUUUUUGAAACUCCCAAACUGAACUGGACAGAUGCCCAGCGUUACUGUAACUCCAGUAAAGGUCAACUAGCCAUCAUCACGGGGGACCAAAAAAUUAAAGACGUGCUUGCUUUUUACAAGUCAGGCGGACACAAAAGUCCUCUGUGGGUUGGUGCUACUGAUUUUGGAAAUGGUCACGUGUUCACAUUCACCGACGGUUCAAAAAUCACGGUUGACCCGUCAAAAGGUCAAGACCUGAAAACCUCCAAUUGUCUGUACGUGUUUGGUGGAACUUACGAGGGAUUCGGUCCCUGUCCCGACCUACAUGGCUUCAUAUGUGAACGUAGUAGUACUAUUAGAGCAUGAUUAAAACUUGAUUAGAUAUCGUU